GCUCCAGAUUCCAAGCUAGCACUAACACCAGUCAACAUUUGUGCAGCUCACGGAAUAAGGUGAAACAAGACUCUGAAUUGCCUUUGGGAAGGGAGUUGAACUGCCCACACUCUGAGCCCAGCCCUUUCCUGAUUUCCAGCCCAUCCUCUAGCCUCAGACAUGGUACAAAAUAAGUGCAAUGGGGUAAUGCCCAACUGGAGACAACCAUCUGACUACAGCCUGAAUGGACAUGUUGGAGCUGUGCUUAAAAGAAGCAAAAAGGCCAUGGUGACAGGAGGUGGAGGCUACUUUGGAUAUAGUCUUGGGUGUGCUCUUGCCAAAUCAGGGGUCACCGUCACUCUAUUUGAUGUACAGAAACCUAAAUGGAAAAUUCCUAAUGGAGUCGUGUUUUUCCAGGGUGAUGUGAGGGAUUAUGAUGCAGUGUUCAAGGCUUGUGAAGGGGUUGACUGUGUUUUUCAUUCAGCUUCAUUUGGAAUGUCAGGACUGGAGCAACUACAACAUAAAGAAAAGAUUGAAUCCACAAAUGUUGGUGGCACAAAAGUAAUCAUGGAUGUUUGCAAGCAAAGAAGUAUUCCAAGGCUGGUAUAUACCAGUACAGUGAAUGUGGUGUUUGGAGGUAGUCCCAUUGAAGAAGGAGAUGAGGAAACAGUACCAUAUUUUCCACUAGAAAAGCAUGUUGAUCAUUAUUCUAGAACCAAAGCAAUAGCAGACCAAAUGAUACUUGCUGCUAAUGGAAUCCCAUUAAAAGGAGGGGAUAAGCUCCAUACAUGUGUUAUUCGCCCACCUGGCAUCUAUGGACCGGAAGAGGAAAGACACCUGCCACGAACAGCAAAGAAUAUUGAAAGGAAGCUAUUUAACUUCAAGUUUGGAAAUCCCAAUGCUCAGAUGAACUGGAUUCAUGUUGAAAAUCUUGUACAAGCUCAUCUGUUAGCUGCUGAAGCUCUCACGCCUGAGAAGGGAUAUAGAGCUAGCGGUCAGGCAUAUUAUGUACAUGAUGGCGAGAAUGUCGUGUUUUUUGAAUGGAUAGCUCCAUUAUUUGAAAAAUUAGGUCACAAUAAACCAUGGAUUCAUGUUCCUGUUUUCCUUGUUUAUAUAGCAGCCGGAAUGAUGGAGUAUCUGCACCUGGCACUGAAACCCAUAUUUAAUUUUACACCUGUCUUUACCAGAAAUGAGGUGUGGAAUAUUGCUGUCACUCACACUUUCCGAAUAGACAAGGCACGUAGUCAAUUAGGUUACUACCCAAAGAAAUUAAAAUUUGCUGAUUGUGUGGAUCAGUAUCUUAAGACAAGACCCAAGCGUCGGGAUAACUACAUGUUAUUUAAAGUCCUGCUUGCCUUUUGCAUCUUGUGUUUGAGCUUACUUUGUUUCUUUUUUUAAGAGCAAAGUUACCCACUUACUGAAGGAAAGCCACUGUUUACUGACUAACCGUAUAUAUUAAUAUUCCUAAGUAUUAAUAAGUCUCAGAUCCAACAAGAGGCUUGUAUAUAGUGGCUACAUCUACAUGUGUGCUAUAAUGCACGCUAGCCUAAUGCACAUUAAAGUGUCGCUUAAAAAACUAUGCUCUUACUCUAAUGUUCAAUAAAAUAGGCUGCUGUCCAUUAAACGACACUGAAAAAAUGUGCACUUUUGUUACUGCGCAUUAAGAUAACCUGAUGCGCAUUUGUUUAGUACUUCACGCUGGAGGUACUAAAUGUAACGUGCAUUAGGAAAAGCACCUUAAUGCAUGUGUAGAUGUACCCAGUGACACUCAAUAUUGGCAUGCCUAAAAUUAUAGGAUGCUGGCGCUCAAAAUGGAAUAUGCACACCUAAGCUGACUACCUACAUUCCUCAUAGAGCCAGAGUCAGCAAUCUUUAAAGGUACACAGCUUACUGCUUCCCCUGGCACCAUUUCAAGCCAUCAAGCACUCCAAGAGGGUUAUUGCAUUUCUCCUAGUCUUGGAUGCCUAGGUGCCAGUUAGAGGUAAGGGCCUAUAUGAAACUGGAUACACAGCAUUAGACUGCUUUCUUCAACCUUUAAGGAGCAGUGGACCAAAAUAAGGCAGCUAGAUCCAAAGGUAGGCCACUUACUGCUUCCCCAGACACUACUCCAAGCCACCUGCUCUCACCCCAGUCCUUCCUGCUCCAUGCCAAGGACUGCUGUCUUACUCUCAUGUCCCCCUACUACAGCUGCUUCCUCCCUUACCCAUUACCACUAAUUUCUGUCACCACCAUUUGUCACUAGUGACUAAUUUCACAGCAAGAGAUGAGGGCCGGGGAGACAGCAGACAGUACUACAGAAACAUUUUGGAGCCAGAGGAAUUCAGAGAGCAGGGUAUCAAAAAAAAAAAAAUCACCAGACUGAGCUGCACUGCAGCCAGACUGGAUGCAGUCACUUGGUAGACUGAAUCUGGCCCGUGGGCCGUAAAUUGCUGAUCCCUGCCAUAAAUUAUAUGGGGAAAGUUAGGUGCUUAGGAAUGAGACUUUCAGAAAUCGGCAUGCUGAGCAAAGAGGUGCUACACUAGCCAAUAGAAAAUGCUAAGGGGAGGUUGUUUGCAUCCCUUCCAGUCUUGGGUGCCUAGGUGCCAGUUAGAGGCAAGGACCUAUGUGAAACUGGAUACAUGGCCUGAGACUGCUUUCUUCACUUAGACACUGAAGAUACACAGGAGCUAGCUUACUUUUUUUACUUUAAGAUAUGACUGGAGGAAGAGAUAAAGGUGUGCAUUUUUCCUAGAAGAGUCUAGUGGACAAAGUACUCCUCCAGGAAGGGGGAAGUUUGUUUUGUAGGACUUUUUUAGCCUGGGCUGGUUCAAACAUACAUCUCACAAUUCCCAGGAGAGUGCCCUCCUUCCUUUUGCAUUAAAGAGCCAAUGAAUAAAAUAGAUAAAAACACUGGGGGCUGGAAACACAACUGAGGACUCCCAGCUAGAGUCAGCUCCGGCUUGCUUGUUCUUUGACCCCAUGAAUCUUGUGUUUCUUUCUAUACAGAGGCCCAGUUUUAACAGAAGGAUAGAGUGUGCCCCCAACUUCACUUCUUUUAGGUAGGUUUUUUAGGAGGUAGAAGACAGCCCAAAGGGAGUCUACAACUCAAGUCAUCUGCUUUCUGGGUGAAUGAUCUCUGCCACCAUAAAAGAGUAGGUACUAGUGAUACCUCCUCCUCCAACUGUGUUUUAUGAAUGGAAUCAAUUUAUUUAAAUUGGUGACAAAAACUGGAACCCAUCUACCUGCUCUUGCUUUUUACCUGCUGAACUCAGAGCUGAGAUGGUGAGGGCACUCCAGGGAUUUCCCUCACAUGCUAGAGAUGCAGCAUUUGAGGAAUGACAGCAGGGACCUUCCCAGAGCUGCUCAGUUCUGGGUUUGGAGAAUGCAGAGCAGAUCAGGUAGGUAAAGCUUAUCUUUCAGGAGCACAAGAGUGCUGUGAAGUAGUGCAGACAUGACUUUCAGUGCCUAAAUUCCACCAAAAUUGCACUUUGGGAAACCCAAGUUGUCUUAUUUUUGGACCAAACUGAUUUACAGUUAGUUACAGCAUGCUCCUCAACCCUUGCAGAUUGCACUAUUCUUUUUAACGAGUUAUUUUUUAAUAAUGUAUUAUACACACUUAUUUUUAUUUAUUACAUUGUUACACAAAUAUUAAAAAACAUGGUACAUCAAUAACUGUUCUUAAAAGUUAAAGUUGGUCAUCAGGCCAGCAGAUCAAUAAUGACAUAUGCAAGAAGAGAGAUAUUAAAUUUAUGUUUCAUGCCAAAUGUAUUUCUUCUGAAAAUGGUUGCUUAAGUGGAUAAGCAAUUGGAGAAAGAAGAACUAUAAAAGGUCUGCAGUUUUGUAUAAACAGAAAAGGAGGUGGAGUCAGGCAAUGCUUCUAACUUAGCUGCUGCCGUAACCAUCGCAUGUUACUAUGAAGAAUACAGUGGAUCUGGGAAACUGAAGAAGAAAGCUGAAACAAAGGAUUCAUAUAAAUAGUGAUCAGUGAAUGUACAGAAAAGUUGAAUUACUGUGAAUAAGCUGUUUUGUGAACCUACAUGAGAGGUGAAAUAAAAAUGUAUAUGAGCUUGUAAA
Molecule: messenger RNA, 4032 nt
Organism: Alligator mississippiensis (American alligator)
Lineage: Eukaryota; Metazoa; Chordata; Crocodylia; Alligatoridae
Product: putative short-chain dehydrogenase/reductase family 42E member 2
Exons: 12
Coding region: 160-1377 (405 amino acids)
Biological process (GO): steroid biosynthetic process
Molecular function (GO): 3-beta-hydroxy-Delta5-steroid dehydrogenase (NAD+) activity
Source: RefSeq, a predicted model, not a curated record